This is a messenger RNA of Helianthus annuus (common sunflower), 1231 nucleotides long. RefSeq names its product protein MANNAN SYNTHESIS-RELATED 1. The coding region runs from base 10 to 1131 and encodes 373 amino acids. The transcript is spliced from 5 exons. NCBI's taxonomy places the organism in Eukaryota, Viridiplantae, Streptophyta, Magnoliopsida, Asterales, Asteraceae. The record is from RefSeq and is a predicted model, not a curated record.
GUACACCCUAUGGCAUCAUCGUAUGCUUACCAAGAAGACUUCACACAAAUGUCUAGACACAGUCUUUUCCAACUUCCCGUUGACAAAUCGAAAAAAUAUGGUCAACGGUCAAAGCUUUGUUGGAACAACUCUUCACCAACCAAAGAAGGAGUGCAGCCAAAAGGUUUCGUUACGUUUUCGUUAACCGAUGGUCCUGAAUAUCACGUUUCACAGGUCGCUAAUGCGGUGUUGGUUGCUAAAUAUCUUGGUGGAACUCUUGUGCUUCCGGAGAUCAUUGGGAACAAAGGUGAAAAAAGGCGCUUCGAUGAAAUCUAUGACGCGGAUAAAUUCAUAACGAGCAUGAGCGGCGUGAUUCAAGUAGAAGCGCAUAAACACCACGAAGCAUCAACAAAAAAGUCCAUCGAUGUAAAAGUUCCCUACAACGCAAACCGCAACUACAUUAUGAACAACGUCGGACCGAUAUUUCAAACAACACAAAAUGUGCGGGUUAUAAGUUAUUUUCCUUCAUCAACGACGAAACUAGCGGAAGUCGACAAGGAUACAAACCCUUACUCGUGUUGGGCAAUGUUCGAGGCUCUUCGCUUGAAGCCCGAGUUGCAAAAAGUUGUAGACUCUAUUGUGGGGAGCCUGCGAAGCCGCGAUCCAAGUGGCCAAUUCGUCGCAAUCGACUAUAAGACCGGGAUGUUGGGAACAAGCACUUGUCAAAGCAAUGCAAAUGAAGGGAUGAAAAAUUGCUACAACCCCGUCGAAAUCGCACAAUUUCUUCAACGAAUCGGUUAUCCACGCGACUCGACAAUUUACGUGACUCAAUCAAAAGCGGACCGUAGCCUUAGUUUGUUAAAGGAUUUGUACCCCAAAACAUUCACCAAGGAAGAUAUAAUGCAAGAAGCGAAGAUGGGUGAAACGUCGGAACUGGAACAAGAGAUCAUCGACUUUCAUAUAUGUUCAGUGAGCGAAGUGUUUGUGCCCGCAAAGUCAGGCCUGUUUUACGCGAAUGUGGUUGGGAAUAGAAUCGCUACUAGCAGGAUUGACGUUCUUGUGCCGGCUCAGAUAACAUCAAACUUAGCACAAGAUCAUGUGUCAUCUUUCAUAGCAAAAGCGAGCCACCCGGCUUACGCUUGUUUCUGUUAGUGAACUUGUUAAAAAGCUAAAUAAGACGACUCUAUGUUCGUCAAGUGUGUAACUGGACACUAAAAGUUCUAUCAAAGUAUCGUUUUUAUGUUUAUGUUUG